This is a messenger RNA of Tremella mesenterica DSM 1558, 1428 nucleotides long. RefSeq lists its product as uncharacterized. The transcript has 7 exons. The coding region runs from base 1 to 1428 and encodes 475 amino acids. The record is from RefSeq and is a predicted model, not a curated record. Lineage: Eukaryota; Fungi; Basidiomycota; Tremellomycetes; Tremellales; Tremellaceae.
AUGGAUCCUUCAGCAUCUGAAGCCGCGCUGGCGACUCUCUCUGAAGUGCUGACUAAGGCAAUCCGAGAUCUAGCUGCAGUAGCAAAUAAAGGCUCUGCACAAUCGUCAUCAGGCCCAAUUCCGGCAACUCCGUCAUCGGCAAGCACAUUGUCACUGCCUCAUACCACCAGCUUCUCAGGUGGAUCGGCCCCCUUGGGGUCGAUUGCGAAUUAUCCUACCCAUGGAGUCCUGCAAGGUGUCAAUAUCCCUCCGGGGAAUAGCACCUGGCCAGUUCAGGGCUUUGGUGAGGGCUUAGAUGCUGUCCAGACUCCUAAUCGUUACUCGACCCAGAACCCCGAAGCAUCUGAGAUGAUUCACCCUCCCUCAUACAUCAAACGGCUGCAGAGCGUCAAUCGCGGCAACGGGAUCGGUGCUCCCAAAGGCCUUUCCCGUAGUGGGUCGUCCGUCAUUGCUAGUCUCAUCGGCUUCCAGCAAUUCCAGUUUGGAGGCAAACAUGAGUUCGACCUAAUCUGGGACCUCUGUGAAAGCAUGGGUGCUGUCGUAGCAUGUUCUCCUAUUGCUCGCGAAGACGGACCUGCCGAGGUGCAGAAAGCUGUUCGAGCAGCUUUCUCCGAUUAUACAUCCUUGCUUGUGAACCAUGGGUUUUCAUGGGCCGCCUUGUCUCGUACUCAGACUUACUUCAUCUCGCAUGGUGACUCUGGGGGUAUCAGUGGUCAACAUCUCUCGGAAAUAUACGUUAAACAGCCUUGCGCCAUAAUCUAUUCGAACUCGAAUCAUCCCGGUAUGGACUUCUCGCGCCGAGUGCGAGAGAUUGUGGCCCCUAGCCCCCAGGACGAUGCCUUGGUGGAAUCGGAUGGACUGAUGGUGGCAUGCUCGAAGUGUGGAAAUCUCUUUGACUCUGAUGUUGUCAAUGACCAUGAGCGUGCCUGCUCCAAGAAACGCAAAAACAAAAGGGAACCUUUUGGGAAUGCUACUAUUGCGGUCAAAGCAGAACCAAAAACCCCAACGCCGUUCGCCUACGAUGGCAUGAACCCCGAUCGUCCUAUCGAGAUCCCAGGCUCCAAUGAUGGUACACCCCUCGCAAAGAGAUCCAGGACAGAGGGUUCCGGAAAGGACAAAAGGCGAGCUGCUCCCAAAACCCAAGACCCUCUCUCUGACAUCUUCGAGGGUGAAGCCGCCCUGUCUGGCACCGAACAGGAUUCUGACAACGGCGAGUACGACGGGAGUCAUGCUGCUCAGAAGCUCAUUCUCUCCAUGUUCGGAGAGAAUGAGCUUGACUUUAUUCCCACUCAUUUGCCUUCGAGAGACGAUGAACAGCUAUUGGCAAGUAGCUCAGUGGCUGCACCUGUCACAGGAUCUUCCUCGCAGUCCAACCGUCGGGCGACACGUUCGACCAGCAAGGCCCCGGUUUUGCCUUCCGACUUGUGA